This is a messenger RNA of Hypoxylon trugodes, 3452 nucleotides long. RefSeq lists its product as uncharacterized. The record is from RefSeq and is a predicted model, not a curated record. The transcript has 2 exons. NCBI's taxonomy places the organism in Eukaryota, Fungi, Ascomycota, Sordariomycetes, Xylariales, Hypoxylaceae. The coding region runs from base 96 to 3179 and encodes 1027 amino acids.
CAAACCUUUGGGGAUAUGAAGAAAUGUACAUUCUUGUUGCGGGAUCGUGGUUGUAUGCACCACUAGACAUUGAUUACAUUUUCAAAUGCUAAUUUAUGUCACCAGUGGUUAAAAAGUUGGCAGGCAUCAUUACUCAAGCCGCCAAGCCAUCCAUGGAUAUACUCAACGACAGCCAGAACCAUAUUCCAAUUGGUGACCUCCACUGGCUGAUACAUACGGUUGCUUAUGAGAGAUGGGUUAACCGCAGGGCUUUGAGCUCUACUUUAUGGUGCCAAUCAUCGAGGGACACCCGGCGUGUGGGCCGAGAUACUCUAGCAGCAUCUAUCGCCCAAUUGCUCCCAUAUGCAUAUAUUCCUUUCACUACUCAUGGCAAUGAUAGUGAAUCGGAUAUUUCUCGCGCUCUAUACUACCAAUGUUUACCCGCCUUUUCAUCUGGUCCUAGCGCCACGAAAGCUCAAGAGUCCAAAGUUACUGCUAACGAGGUUAUGGUCUCUCUCAUUUGUCAAGCUUUCCUCCUUGACUGUAGCGAACCAAGCGUUCUCGAAGAAAGACUGAUGAGAAUGGGGUCUUGUGAAAGAGAGUUUUUAAAUUUCGCAAUUAGCGACCCACGGCUUUCUAAAGUAGGCCGCCUAGGAGAACUCCUACUAGUUGUCGUCGCCAGCUGUGGCCAACCCGCUUGUAUUGCGAUUGACAAUUUACAUGCUUUGGGUGAAGCUGAACAAACCGCUCUUGCCCGGACUAUUAUGCAAUUAUUUGAUAAACGAGUUCAGUCAGCGCAUCGGGACGUUCCUCUCAUAUUGACGGGUACAAUUUCGCGUCAAGUAUCAACGAUCUUAGAAGAAGUGCAGCAAGUUGAUGAACACACUGAACACCGCGAGUGUAUCGAGUCUCUCCAUUUUCCUGAGUGGAAUACACGGCGUGAGCAAGUUGAGAAAGCCGAUGAAGGUACGACUUGGUGGGUGUGGAAAAGCCAAAAAUAUAAGAAUUGGGCCCAGGCUAAUCGGGGUUUGCUCUGGAUCGACGGCAAACCUGGGAGUGGAAAGUCAGUUUUGGCGCGAUCAAUGUUGCAUCGACUCAAGGCAAAAAGUUCUGCUAUCGUUGCAGGACGGUUCUAUUCAACCCGUCUUGGAGACGUGGGCACGUCGGAUAUCUCCUUAUUGCGCUCUAUAAUCUACGAACUCCUGAGCGAGUGCCCUGCUCUAUUUAGGACGGUAGUCAAACACUAUAGAAAGCAUCAAGUUGCCAAAGAUGAGCGAUACGAAGGGGUCUCGUGGUCAUGGUGCAGCUCCGAAGACUUUCUAAGAAUAGGGCAGCAGAUCUUGGAGGAUGUCAGCGCUACCAACAAGCCCAUAAUAUGCAUUGUUGAUGCUAUGGAUUUAAAAAAACCAGUGUCGGCGUCAACUUGCCAAAAUAAUGGAUGCUUUAGGAGUGCCAAAGCCACAACCCUGCUGAGGACUUUCAGUAGGCUUGUCACGGAUGUCAAAUACUCCAAGAUGAAAUUUAUCGCAUUCAGCCGCCCAGAACCAUCACUCGAGGUGGAUUUCGUUCGCAUCCGGCGUGCAUCGCCCUCCGUCUUCAGAAUCACGCUUGAACAAGAAAAUGCAGGUGAUAUUGGUUUAGUUAUUAAUCGUGGACUCUGGGCUCUCGUAGAAUCAAUGCAUAGGUAUGAUUCUGAGGAAGAAUUAAAUACCCAGGUUGGCCGCCAGAAGAAAAGGGGCCAAGAGGGAUUUGGGAGGCCUUUCGGGAACGUACAAACUUCCGGAUGGAACACUCUAUGGAGAAUGCGCCAGUACAUGAUUGAUAACGCUAGAGGCGUGUUCUUAUGGGUAUCUCUCAUCCUGAAAGACCUUGAAGACACGGUUGAUAAUGGUAUAGUAACGCUUACGGAGCUGGAGUCGAGGCUCAGGUCCCUUCCCUUUGAGUUGGACGAAUUUUAUGAUCGUGUGACAAGCGAUCUUUGUUCGAGACUAAGCCCCGAGGGACUCCAAAAAAGUCGAAAAAUACUAAUGCUGAUCUCUGGGUUCGGAGCCUUUGGGCGCACAUUAACAAUACGGGAGUUGUGGGAGGCACUCGUGGUUCCCGAAGACGUCUCAAUCACGUCGUAUUCCGCAUCCAAACCGUUGGCCACUGAUAGUAUCAUGAAAAAUUCAUGGAAUGACUUUCGCCGCCAACUCAACAGGCAAUGUGGGCAUUUCAUCGAAGUUAUAUCGCAAAAUGAGGUGUCCGACCCAAAUGACUCGAGCGUCGGACCAGACGACGUAGUACAUUUCAUCCACCGCACUGUGAAUGAUUUCUUAGGCACUCUUGAUUGUACACAUUAUUUUUCCAUAUCGGAGGCCGAGUCUCGUUCAGAAGUCAGAGACUUCGCCGCCCGGUACGUUAGGAUGGUAAUUCCCACCCAAGAAGAGCCAGGCUAUCAGAAGUUCCCAAACGGUGGAUGGAUGGAUAUCGAGUUAUUCGUAGACUUCAUGGAACAACAGACAUUAUUUAACUUCGCCGUUGCUGUUCUGUCAAUAGAUCCGACACCAGACACAUCGAUUCGCCUUAAAAUUAGCGGCACAAUACGUGACCAAGGCGAGCCCAGUCCAGACGGGGAUGACUGCUUCCCGCACAUAAGUGUUUGGAUUGCAGGAGCAUCAUACCCUGAUUCAUUAGGGGGGGACAACGAAGUCGAUUCUCUCCGGCGCCUAAUUCUCGGCCAUGCUGUGUACUAUGCUUGUCGUGAAGGCUACGUAACAGCUAUAAAGAACCUGUAUUUUCUGUACAACAUCGUAUACCCACAUUACACUCACGAUAAUAGACGCGCGAUUCGCGGAGGCGCAUCGCGAGCCAAGCGGGAAGCCCGCAUCGACGAACGGAACGAGCCGACAGAAAACCCGGAACCCCGUUACGCGCACCGGCGUAGCGAUGAACGAACCCUGGAAAACCUUGAUCGAAUUCGCGAGUGUAUAGAUUUUAUUGAGCUGUCACAGACCGGCGGUGACAUAGAUAGCGCUUUACCGAGCCUUGCGCAAUGGCUCGCAAUAACCUCUGCGCCAAGUCUACAGUCGAAGCGCCAGCCCUUGAGCUCGCGACUUGGUCUUAGGUGCCUGAGCUUGAAGGUUCUAUUAUCGAAAAGCCGACGUGCCCUUGGAAGAAAGAAAGUCCACCACAGAUCAAACAGCAUGGACUCUUUAUAAGACAUAUUGUUCCUUUAUACGAACCCAAUUCAUGUACAUCAUUUAAUAUACUAUAGAAUAGAAUAAGUGAUCAUGAUUAGGACGAUAAGACGACUAUUCUGAAUAGCCUAGAAUGCAGGCUUUCAUCUCUACCUAGGUAUUCAUGUGCGGGUCUCGAUCAUCCGAAGCCCAACUCCUACCUACCUAGGUACUCUGGUAUGACGCCACCAAUAUUACGUAGUAAAUACUUCUAUUAAACAUACCUUGAUCCCGAGAGUACUCGUAAUAUUCGAC